ACAACGGGCCGGUGAGGAGCAGCCGCCGCCGUCUCCGCCGUCGCUCCGGCAGCCGCCGCGGUGGUCGCCUAGCGCAGCCGGGCUUGCUCUCCGGCCGCCGCCUUCCAUCCGACAUCCUGCCCGGAGGAGGCUGAGGCUGAAUUCAGCACGGCCCGGGUACUGUCCGGCCCAGCAUCUGCGCGACCCGCCGCAGUGACAGCCCGGCCCGACCCUUCGCCAGCCCUAGUCUUCACCCUCGGCGCCCGCAGCCACCAUGAACCGGGGUGGCAGCAGUCCGUCGGCCGCAGCCAACUACCUGCUCUGUACCAACUGCCGGAAAGUGCUGCGGAAGGAUAAAAGAAUAAGAGUAUCUCAACCCUUGACAAGAGGACCAAGUGCCUUUAUUCCAGAGAAAGAAGUUGUCCAAGCAAACACAGUGGAUGAGCGAACAAACUUUCUUGUGGAAGAAUACUCUACAUCUGGUCGUCUGGACAACAUCACGCAGGUCAUGAGUUUACACACUCAGUACCUGGUCUUUCUGCGGAGCCAGUUUUACAUGUUGCGCAUGGACGGUCCCCUUCCUCUACCAUACAGGCACUACAUUGCCAUAAUGGCUGCAGCUAGACAUCAGUGUUCUUACUUAAUAAACAUGCAUGUGGAUGAAUUUUUAAAGACUGGAGGUAUUGCUGAAUGGUUGAAUGGUUUGGAAUAUGUACCACAAAGACUGAAAAAUCUUAAUGAAAUAAAUAAACUGCUAGCACACCGACCCUGGCUGAUCACAAAAGAGCACAUUCAGAAACUUGUCAAAACUGGAGAAAAUAAUUGGUCUCUGCCUGAACUGGUACAUGCUGUGGUCCUACUGGCACAUUAUCAUGCUUUGGCAAGCUUUGUUUUUGGUAGUGGCAUCAAUCCAGAAAGAGAUCCAGAAAUCUCCAAUGGAUUCAGGCUAAUAUCAGUCAACAAUUUCUGCGUUUGUGAUCUUGCUAAUGACAACAACAUAGAAAAUGCAUCUCUUACAGGCAGCAACUUUGGGGUUGUGGAUUCUCUAAGUGAGCUAGAAGCCUUAAUGGAAAGGAUGAAAAGGCUUCAAGAGAAAGGGAAGAUGAAGAGGCAUCUCAGGAAGAAAUGACCACAGCGUUUUGAGAAGGAGAAGAAAGAAAGUCUUUUUGUGGUCUCUGGAGAUACUUUUCAUUCAUUUCCUCAUUCAGAUUUUGAAGAUGACAUGAUUGUAACAUCUGAUGUCUCUCGAUACAUUGAAGAUCCUGGUUUUGGGUAUGAAGACUUUGCGAGAAGAGGAGAAGAGCAUUUGCCAACAUUUCGAGCUCAGGACUACACCUGGGAAAAUCAUGGGUUCUCCCUGGUGAACAGACUUUAUUCAGACAUUGGACAUCUUCUUGAUGAGAAGUUUCGAAUGGUCUACAAUCUCACCUACAACACUAUGGCCACCCAUGAGGAUGUUGACACAACCACGCUGCGCAGAGCUUUAUUUAACUAUGUGCACUGUAUGUUUGGAAUCAGGUAUGAUGAUUAUGACUAUGGGGAAGUUAACCAAUUACUUGAACGAAGCCUGAAGGUUUACAUUAAGACAGUGACCUGCUAUCAGAGAACUACAAAGCGCAUGUAUGAUAGUUACUGGCGGCAGUUCAAACACUCUGAAAAGGUUCAUGUAAAUCCUUUAAUGGAAGCACGGAUGCAAGCUGAACUGCUUUAUGCCCUUCGGGCCAUAACUCGGCAUUUGACCUGAAGCAUUGACCAUGGAGGAGAAUGGCAUGUGUGUAAAGACCUUUUCACAUAUGAUUACAUCAGAAACUAUUUGUGAUAUAGCAUCAAAAAUUAUCCAAUUCUCUAGUGUCAAAGUUUAGCUGUUGUUUUUUUUUUUUUGUUGUUGUUGUUGUUUUCUUUUCCGGCUGUAAUGUGCAAUGAUGUGUUUUAUUUUUCUUGAUGCUUAACAUUACUAACAAUUGCAAAAAAUAAUACUGAGGAGCACUACUUUGCAUUGUUUAGAGUUGGAUUUUUGGAUACUGAUCAUAAGUCAUGAACCUGGUUUGUUAGUGCUUAACUUCAAUGCUUUGGGGUUCGUGUGUAUGUAUACUUUUUCUUUGCCCCCCUCCCUCUUUUAAUAAGGAAAAGCGCUUACAAUCUGCUCAAGCAAUUAUUUUUCAGAUCUUGGAAUUCAGCAAAGAAUGACCUCCUCUGGCCAUUCUAAAAAUUUCAUGUUGUGUCCUAAGUCUGGUGGAGGAAAGGCAUGCGCUGUUGAACCAAGCUGCUCAAUGACACAAAUUUGUGUCCCCAGGAAAUUAUUUGUCAGGCACUGUGUUUUUUGUUUAUUUGUUUUUUUUUACUGCUAUCGGCGAUAACGUGAAAUGUGAUACAGCCAUUGUCCAUAACUUAAUGUGAAGUUAAUCAUGAUGAAUUCUAUAGCAUGCUACUGAAAUGCCAAAUUUAGCUAUUUUCUUUCUUUCUAAAACGGAAGUUUCAGUUUUCCAUAUCAGAUGUAUAUAUGAAAAGCAGAAUUAUGCACAAUCCUUCCUAUCACUGACAGUACUUCUCAGUCACCUUAAAUAAUCAGUGCUCACAGUGCUGCUCACAGUUCUUUCAGUUGGCACAUAUAAACCUGCACCCACACAAGACUGACCAAAAAUUUUCUUUGCACAUUUUCCUUUCUUGUAGUUUUUUUCUAUAUGGCAGUAAACAAAAGAAGGUUACAUGCCUACAUUUUUCCAAUUAGGCUUUUAGAAAUUGUUUCCAUGACUUUCUUCCUAUAAUAGACUAAACAUAUUAUUAUUCAAGGUUAAAAUGUGUUUCUAUGCAUUAAUGUGAUUGAACAACAACAAAAAAUGAGUGCAAUAUGUUCUAAAAAAUACUCAACUUUCCCCCUAUUAUGUCACUGCAGAAGUGUCCUUUCAAAACAGAGCCAUAAGGAAAUUUUGUUUAAAUUUCUUUAUUGAAAUAGGCUGUUUUCAGUUUUACCUACUGGGGUUGAAAAAUGUUCUUUUCAUAAUGCCAAAGCAUUUCCCUUCCCCAGAAAAAUCUCUUUGGACAACUGGUUAAAAAAAGAUGUCAAGUCAUAGGGGAGGAAUAGCAGCCAAAAAGUCACAUUUUGCAUUGGUUUAUGUUGCUUGAUUAGACUAUCUUCAGAGAGCACAACAUUAUGUGUUUAUAGCUUUAAUUUAUAUUAUGUUAAUGAACCAGUGAAGUGCCUAAAGAGAUGCUUACAACUAUCCAGUAGGACACAACUGCACCUGCUUAAACACGUUUUGGUUAAUUAAGGGUGACUUGAAUUUUACACAUACAUGCUAAUUUUUAAAAAACAUAUUCAUUUUUUCAUAGUAAAUAAUAUAUCUAAAAUUUUCCGUUAUAUUUCCCACAAAGAUUUCAGUUUAGAUAUACUUUCUUAUUACAUAGGACCUACUUUUUUCUCUCAUGAAAGGAUCAUGAGCUAGUGUCUUGUUAAAUCACUUUUCCCUUCCAUUUACCAUCCUUCUCUGGUACAGUACAUUGGUUGCUUUGCUUUAGCUUUUGUUCCAGAUAGGAAAACAAGAUGACUGUACACCUAGUAACAUAUAAGACAGUUUGCAUUUUGGAUUCCAGGAUCUUGUUUGAAAUCUUCCAUGUGAGGAAAAGGGUUACUAAUAUUUUUGAAGACAGGGUGGUUUAUUAAAGAGACUAUUCAAAGAACUCAUGCCAGAUCUCUUGUGUUUUGUUUAUUGCAUAUACCAUAUGUUGAUUUUCUUCAGUAUCAUGUUAUAUAGAUAUGCACUAGCUACAAGGAAAGUAUUUAGGAGAAUGGCAAAACACAGAUGACAGCAUAAAUGUCCAUUAGAUUUCCCUCACCUUAGGAUUUUCAAUGGAGGAUAUCUUUUAUUCUUGUGUUUGUUUUCUUAUUAGAAUUUUUUCAAAUAAUAGCCCUAUAUUUUUGUGCAGGUGAAUUGUAUUACAGGAUGAAAAUGAUUUUUAUGUAUUGACUAGGAAGAGAAAUUCUCACAGGACACCAUAUGAGCUUUAGACCAAAAGGGGAAACAAAGUUUAAUAACUGAAAUGGCCACAUAUUCUUCCUUUUUCCUUUUUCCCCAGAAAUAUAAGUAGUUAGAGGUUGGGUUAUAGAAAUAUUAGUGCCUUUAAUAGAUCUUUUUCCUAGCAAGGCUUCUUUUUAGGUCAGCAUUGAUCUGUUUUGUUAAUAAUCAGGAAAAUAAGUUGACUUGGAACUAUAAACAGAAAUGAGAUAAUAUAUUAAUAAACCUCAAUGAGCCAGCCUAGAGGAAUUAACUCGUGAAGGUGCCAAAGCACCUGUCAGGAUGCAGCAUGCACAGCAUUCCAGGCUUGGAUCCCGUUUUACCAGGAGUUUGCAGUUCACUCUCUUUAUCCAGUGCAAACUUGAAAUUCUGAUGCGGUUUUGCAGGGUGGUAUUUUUUCAGAGUAUUGAAUUUACUAUGUAGUAAUUUAUAGUGUAGCUUUUAUAUUAAAAUGUGAUAUUUUUAAAAAGAGAUAUCUGGUUCAAUUGGUAUAACGAAGUGAUUAUCUGAUACGCUAAUCUACACCUUGGGCUCACAUUGUGCCAAACUUAAAUGUGCAAAUAUAUGUGAAAAAAAAGCACAUGUGAAUGUGAAGUCUUUAAGUACUUGCUUAUUAUGUUAAAGUUAGUCUAAUAACCCCACUCGUGUGUGCUUGAAUAAUAUCAGAUUUGGAAUUCCAAGUUUUCCAGCUUUGAUGGUAACUCUUAAUUUCUCAGAUCACCUUAAGAAAUAAUGAAAUGCCCUCCUCCUCCGCCCAUGUGAAAUCAAACCUGUUCUUUAACCUCUCGACUAAGGGAAGGUGCCUCAUUGGAACCUGCAGGUUAGUUUCCUCAUGUGAACUUGUGACAAUAGGCGGAACUAGGUUUUCGAGAUGGGACUACUUCACCUUUUUGAACAUUGUCUCAAUCUCAGGAAGAAUUUGUCCCACUUGGGAUACUCUUUAAAACUAAGUUGAUGAACAUGGAAUGUGGGGCAUCGUCUUGACUUUUAAUUAUGGUUCUAAGCCCAAAUAAUGGCACAGAGCAACACAGAGCUAAUUUUAGAACAGAAAACUCAAUGUUUAUUUAAAAUAUCAUAAAAUUUGAACCACAGCCCCUAUUUUAUUUGUGCUGUAAUGUCUCCUAAAGACUUUAAAUACUACUAAAAUCUAAUUAAUAUUAUUAAAGCAACUUUUUCCUUUCCCACCUUACUAAGUUUUUAAAAUCCAAAAUCUUAGGUUUCUGUGCCACAGCAAAGUAAAUUUAUCAGCAAAGAUCCGAACUUAAAAUAGUUCACCACUUUAAUGGAGAGUGCAUGCAAAUAUGGUAAGAUUCUUUUUAACACUAAAGACAAUUCAUCAGAGAAAAUCAUAAAUUUCAGUGCAAGUUUUAAAAAUAGUCUGCACUAUGAUAUCAAAUGAAAGUUUUUGUUUUGUUUUAUUAUUUUUUUUGGCAGGGGGCGUGUACUGGGGAUGGAACUCAGGGGCACUCCCACUGAGCCACAUCC
Messenger RNA from Sciurus carolinensis (gray squirrel), 5477 nucleotides. RefSeq names its product sestrin 3 (gene Sesn3). Lineage: Eukaryota; Metazoa; Chordata; Mammalia; Rodentia; Sciuridae. Gene Ontology annotation, cellular component: nucleus. Gene Ontology annotation, molecular function: L-leucine binding; oxidoreductase activity, acting on peroxide as acceptor. Gene Ontology annotation, biological process: cellular response to leucine starvation; cellular response to L-leucine; regulation of response to reactive oxygen species. The record is from RefSeq and is a predicted model, not a curated record.